Molecule: messenger RNA, 5703 nt
Organism: Homo sapiens (human)
Lineage: Eukaryota; Metazoa; Chordata; Mammalia; Primates; Hominidae
Gene: MAPK8IP2
Product: mitogen-activated protein kinase 8 interacting protein 2
Exons: 12
Coding region: 27-2504 (825 amino acids)
Biological process (GO): dendrite morphogenesis; positive regulation of stress-activated MAPK cascade; social behavior
Cellular component (GO): neuronal cell body; cytoplasm; postsynaptic density
Molecular function (GO): MAP kinase scaffold activity; kinesin binding; protein-containing complex binding
Source: RefSeq, a predicted model, not a curated record
GCAGUCGCGGGCCUCUCCCGGAGAAGAUGGCGGAUCGCGCGGAGAUGUUUUCUCUCUCCACCUUCCACUCGCUGUCGCCGCCGGGCUGCAGGCCUCCCCAGGACAUAAGCCUGGAAGAAUUUGACGACGAAGAUCUGUCUGAGAUCACUGAUGACUGUGGCCUGGGCCUCAGCUACGACUCAGACCACUGUGAGAAGGACAGCCUCUCCCUGGGGCGCUCGGAGCAGCCGCACCCCAUCUGCUCCUUCCAGGAUGACUUCCAGGAGUUUGAGAUGAUCGAUGACAAUGAAGAGGAGGACGAUGAGGACGAGGAAGAGGAGGAGGAGGAGGAGGAGGGAGAUGGGGAAGGCCAGGAGGGAGGAGACCCUGGCUCAGAGGCACCUGCCCCCGGGCCCCUUAUCCCCUCCCCUUCCGUGGAGGAGCCCCACAAGCACCGGCCCACCACCCUCCGUCUGACCACACUGGGGGCCCAGGACUCCCUAAACAACAACGGAGGCUUUGACCUGGUGCGUCCGGCCUCCUGGCAGGAGACAGCGCUAUGCUCACCCGCCCCGGAGGCCCUCAGAGCAGAGCUCCCGGGCCCCCUCCCUGCCACGGACACCGGGCCCGGCGGGGCGCAGUCGCCAGUGCGCCCGGGUUGCGACUGCGAAGGGAACCGGCCUGCGGAACCCCCUGCGCCAGGGGGGACUUCGCCCUCCUCAGAUCCCGGCAUCGAGGCUGACCUGAGAAGCCGCUCGAGCGGCGGCCGCGGGGGACGUCGCAGCAGCCAGGAGCUGUCCUCGCCCGGCUCCGACUCGGAGGACGCGGGCGGCGCGCGCCUGGGGCGCAUGAUCUCGUCCAUCUCGGAGACGGAGCUGGAGCUGAGCAGCGAUGGCGGAAGCAGCAGCAGCGGCCGCUCCUCGCACCUCACCAACUCCAUCGAGGAGGCCUCGUCGCCCGCCUCGGAGCCGGAGCCCCCGCGCGAACCCCCGCGCCGCCCCGCCUUCCUGCCCGUGGGCCCCGACGACACCAACAGCGAGUACGAGUCGGGGUCGGAGUCGGAGCCGGACCUCAGCGAGGACGCGGACUCGCCCUGGCUGCUCAGCAACCUGGUGAGCCGCAUGAUCUCCGAGGGCUCCUCGCCCAUCCGCUGCCCCGGCCAGUGCCUGUCUCCUGCGCCGCGCCCGCCCGGGGAGCCCGUGUCGCCGGCCGGCGGGGCCGCCCAGGACUCCCAGGACCCCGAGGCGGCCGCGGGGCCCGGCGGCGUGGAGCUGGUGGACAUGGAGACGCUGUGCGCGCCGCCGCCGCCCGCGCCCGCCGCGCCUCGACCCGGCCCCGCGCAGCCCGGGCCCUGCCUAUUCCUCAGCAACCCCACGCGUGACACCAUCACGCCGCUGUGGGCCGCGCCCGGCCGCGCCGCCCGCCCGGGACGAGCCUGCUCCGCCGCCUGCUCCGAGGAGGAGGACGAAGAGGACGACGAGGAAGAGGAGGAUGCCGAGGACAGUGCGGGGUCCCCCGGGGGCAGGGGCACGGGCCCCUCGGCGCCGCGGGACGCGUCGCUGGUGUACGACGCGGUCAAGUACACGCUGGUGGUGGAUGAGCACACGCAGCUGGAGCUGGUGAGCCUGCGGCGCUGUGCUGGGCUGGGCCACGACAGCGAAGAGGACAGCGGCGGGGAGGCCAGCGAGGAGGAGGCGGGCGCGGCGCUGCUAGGCGGCGGUCAGGUCUCGGGGGACACCUCGCCGGACAGCCCUGACCUCACUUUCUCCAAGAAGUUCCUCAAUGUCUUCGUCAACAGCACAUCUCGGUCCUCCAGCACCGAGUCCUUUGGCCUUUUCUCCUGUCUGGUCAACGGCGAGGAGCGAGAGCAGACUCACCGGGCUGUGUUCAGGUUCAUCCCGCGGCAUCCAGACGAGCUGGAGCUGGAUGUGGAUGACCCUGUGUUGGUGGAGGCCGAGGAGGACGACUUCUGGUUCCGUGGCUUCAACAUGCGCACGGGGGAGCGCGGUGUGUUUCCUGCCUUCUACGCCCAUGCGGUGCCCGGCCCUGCCAAGGACCUGCUGGGGAGUAAGCGGAGCCCCUGCUGGGUGGAGCGCUUUGACGUGCAGUUCCUGGGCUCCGUGGAGGUGCCCUGCCACCAGGGCAACGGCAUCCUGUGUGCAGCCAUGCAGAAGAUUGCCACUGCCCGGAAACUGACCGUCCACCUGCGCCCUCCUGCCUCCUGUGACCUCGAGAUCUCUCUUCGGGGGGUCAAGCUGAGUCUGAGCGGAGGAGGGCCCGAGUUCCAGCGCUGCAGCCAUUUCUUCCAGAUGAAGAACAUCUCCUUCUGCGGCUGCCAUCCCCGCAACAGCUGCUAUUUCGGCUUCAUCACCAAACACCCCCUGCUGAGCCGCUUCGCCUGCCACGUCUUUGUCUCCCAGGAGUCCAUGAGGCCGGUGGCGCAGAGUGUGGGCCGCGCCUUCCUGGAGUACUACCAAGAGCACCUGGCGUACGCCUGCCCCACGGAGGACAUCUACCUGGAGUAGCCUGCCCACCGCUCUGUCUCCUGGCCGUCUGCUCCAGGCGCAGCUGGGGCUGAGGAUGUCUCAAGAGGCCACCAUGGCUUUGGCAAGGACUGGAUUGGGGGGACAUGGGACCUUACGCUUGUGGGGGUCUGCGGGCUGGGAACUCUCGUCCUCGGUCCCCAGGGCGCAGCUGUUGGGGCUGCGGGGGAGUGGAGCCCCCGUGCCCCUGCUUUUCCUCAGAUCCGUUCUUUCUCUGUGUUGUCCUCCUCCUUCCCUUCCCAGUCUCCCUUUUCUCUCUCCUGGUGUCUCUGCCCCUCUCUGUGCCUGCAAACCUUAUCCUCUAUUCUUCACUUUGGGGUCAGAACUUCGGGGGUGUGGAGGAGGUGCGGCUCUAGGGACAGGUAAUGUCGGCUUCCAAGUGAUGCCCUCCUGCCACUCCCCUGCGAUUUAUAAGGGAAUUUUAAUUUUUAUAGUGAAUCUCAAGGGAUCAUCCCAUCCUUGACCACAGGGACAAGAGGGGCCCCCUCGCCCCAGCCCCACCCCACAUGGAGCUCAGGGGGAAGCAGGGAGGGGUUCCCAAAAGAGCCCUGCGGAGGCUAGGAGUGGUUCUUGAUGCUCACCUGAAGCCCCUAGACGCUGCUAGGAGGGGGGGCCCUCCUGGGCCCCCAAUACCCCUCCGCUUGCCGCUGCUAGCGCACCCCUGCAGUCCAGCGUGCAUCCACCCCACGCACGCCCCGUGCUGUGUUCCUGGGCCCUGCCCAUGGCCUCAAUAAACUCUCUGCUUGGUGUGACAUUGGCUGUUUCUAGAGGGUGCUAAGACAUGGGGCCAGGUGCCCAGGGGCUGCCCAUUGUGGUAGGGACAGAGUCCCCAGUGGCGGGAGUGUUGUGGCAAUCUCACCCUUUUAGCUCUUUCCGAAAUUGUGCCGGGGGUCCCUGCGGUGCUGCUCUGGGGCCUUAUCUGAGGUGCCGUAUCUAGAAGCACCCUUGGGAAUUCUCCCUAGAUACACUCGAUUGGCCACAGAGGAAUCCGAGGCUGUGCAAUGGGGUGUCCUUUCCACGUGCACGGACUGGGGGCCAGCACGGCUCAGGUCAGUGUGUAGUGGGGGCAUGAACUCCUUGAAGAACAAUCUGGCCGGGCACGGUGGCUCACGCUUGUAAUCCCAACACUUUGGGAGGCCGAGCCGGGGCGUAUCACCUGAGGUCAGGAGUUUGAGACCAGCUUGGCCAACAUGGUGAAACCCCAUCUCCACAAAAAAUACAAAAAUUAGCUAGGUGUCCUGGCGCACACCUGUAAUCCCAGCUACUCAGGAGGCUAAGGCAUGAGAAUCGCUUGAACCUGGGAGGCGGAGGUUGCAGUGAGCCAAGAUUGCACCACUGCACUCCAGCCUGGGCGACAGAGGGAGACUCCGUCUCAGAAAAAGGAAAAGAAAAACAAUCUACUUAGAUCUUAAAAUGGAUAUUUAAAAAAUUCUCCAGAGAAAGCCAGAAGAAAAUAGGUGACUUUUUCACUAUGUGCUUAGGUGACUGCAGAUGCCCGGCAAUGUUCCCUCCCAGGCCCUCCUGGGUGAGCCCGCCUCCCAGGCAGGGGUCAGCAUGGCCGGGGUCCCUCUGUCUGAGCCCAGGAUUCGUGCAACACCAGGAAGACAACAGUUGAAGGUUCCUUAGUGAGCUAAGGGAAGUAUACACAAACUUACUACAUAAACAUUAGAAAGUGCUGUCCGUAAAAAACACGUCUUCACAGAGCCAACAAGCAGAGAAAUAGCUGCCCAGUGUUAGGAAGUGCAUCAUGAUCCAGAGGUUCAGCCCGUGUGCAGCGCACAGACCUGAGGCCCCAGAGAGACCGAGGACGCAGACCAGUGGCACGACGGAAACGCAGAACGUUUAUGAGAAAACUUUCCUACUAAUUGAGAUAAAGCUGUAAAGAGGCAGAUAGCCCCACUGGGUGUGUACGUUUGAAACUUGUGCCCCCUGGGCUAGGGCAUUCGGGGUGUGGCCCUCAGUCCCCUGUAGCUGCUGCCUGGAAACCGCUGCCACCCACCCACCUCCUCCCUCUGCUCUUCCACUCAGGUGAGAAUUCUCCAAGCCCUGCCCUCCGGCGCCCCCGUCCCGCCCCUGCCCGGCCUGGCCCCGCCCCUGCCCGGCCCCGCCCCCCAACGUGUCUUCAGGUCUCUUUCCCUCCAGCCGGCCCUUAGGACGGCUGUUGGACGUGCUCGUGAGUCCUUCGCCUGUCUGCCUUCCACCUCUCUGCAGCUCCUUCUCCAAUCUCAUGGUCUUCUUGAGCUUGGCCGCCCUCCACGCCCCAUGCUGGGCUUGGUCGGUUCUGGGGUCUACCUCUCUGGCUUCAUCCCUCCCACAGUUUCGAGGGUUUCCCUGUGCUCAGGCCCCUGGCAGCCGCCCCCUGUGCAGACCACUGGGCAGAUCCAGCUGACCUCCAGGGGCACUUCCUCGGCUCAUCACUGGGCCGGUGCUCUGCAGAAUGAGCUGUGAGAGCCACUGUGGCUGGCCAGAGGGUGCCACUCACAGUCACUUCAGACUCACAGGAGCCUUCGUCCCGACCCCUGCAUUCAUCUGUGUUCUGUUUUAUGUUUUUUCCCAGUCACCUGAGCUGCAGGCCUUGGUCACCCCAGACUCCUCCCUCCUGUCACCCUUAUCCUCACCCCAGCACCUUUACGUCUGCCCCAGGCUCCAUUUCCCCCUCUUCUGCCUGGAUCAAACCACCCUGACUUUCCUGGGUCUUCGUGCAACAGCCUGCUCCGGCCGCUGCCUCACUGCACCUGCAAAUCCACUUGCACCCACACCCAGGCCAGGGUUUUUAAACAGAAGCCUCAGCAGAUCCCUCUCUCUGGCCAGCUCCCUGUUGAACCAGGAAGCAGGUCCCUGUUGAACCUCAGCAUGACCCGCCCCCACCCCUGCAUCCCACUUCUGCUCUGGGAGCCUCUGGGUUCCUGGGCGCACCUGCUGCCCUUCCCUGUUUGUCACUGGGUGACCUCCCGUCCUUGUGGGCGCUCCCGGGCCCUGGUCUCGGGCCUUCUGAGGACUUGCUCUCCUGGUAGCGGCUGCUGACUGUGAGCCCAGAGAGCAGGCGUGGCUGUUGACCUUAGGUCCUCCCAGAACCUGGCGGAUCGCCUGGCUCCCAGGCAGGAGGCGCUGCAUGACGCCUCCAACUUCCGCCAAUCUAGCCCAAGGAUGGCGUUCUAAAUAAAACGCGUUCUACAGAAAA